AUGAGACUAUCGAAGUACUGUUGUGCCGUGGCAUUUGGGGUGCACUGUGCUUCUGCAUUUCUGCUACCCCAAUCGAAGCAACACCCAAAGUUUGGCAGCGCCAAUGUUGUUGUCCUGCAAGAGUCAGGCCGAGUGGAAUGGGAUGCGGAACGCAAUGAACCGCCACAAACCAGCGAAUCGUCGUUUGCCACAGAAAGUGCAGGAGAAGCCACGGAACGCCUCGGUUUGAACUCGGCUCCCACGGUCUGGACGGAAUUUGGUCGUAUUGGACAGGAAAACCAAGUCGUCAACUUGGGACAGGGGUUUCCCGACUGGUUGCCACCCGAAUUUGCCGUAGAAUCCUUGGUAGAGGCGGCUCAAGAUCAGAUGAACUCACCACAUCAAUACACUCGACCGGCAGGGCAUCCCAACCUGGUACAACAGCUUGCCAGGAGAUAUUCCACCCACAUGAGCCGGGAGAUUCAACCCAUGACAGAGGUUGCUGUCACUGUCGGUGCCAGCCAGGCCCUCUACUUGACUCUACAAACAGUGAUCAAGCCAGGCGACGAAGUUGUACUUUUUGAACCUUUCUUUGAUCUUGAAGAGGAGGGUGUAAUUACUGGCGGAGAAUGGGUGUUGGAACCAGACAUGCUGAAGAAAUACGUUUCUCCACGAACCAAAGCCAUUGUGCUCAAUUCACCACACAACCCCACGGGAAAGAUCUUUACUCGAACCGAAAUGGAAUACAUUGCGGAAGGCUUGGAGUUUGCAGGACCUCACUGCAUUGUCAUUUCAGAUGAAGUGUACAAGUACAUUGUUCAUUCUCCACCCAAACAAGUAGCCAAGGAUGAAUCACCUCUGUGUCGAGGACACGUCCAUUUUGCCUCUCUGCCGGGUAUGUGGGAUCGCACCAUUACUGUCUCGUCGGCUGGCAAGACAUUUUCUGCCACGGGAUGGCAAGUGGGAUGGUGCAUUGGUCCACAGCGACUGAUAUCGCGCAUUCAUCAGCUGCUGCCCUAUGUGCAAUUCUGCACUUCUACCGUGUCCCAAGAAGCAUUGGCUCGAGCACUGCCACGGGCAGAUCUCCCCUACAAGGGUCACGAUUCCUACUAUGACUUUUUGAUGGAUCGGUAUACCCGCAAACGAGAUUUGUUGGCCAAUGCGUUGACCACCGCUGGCUUUGCCGUCCCGGACUAUGACCAGACACCCGGUGGUGGCUUUUUCAUCUUGGCUCGCAUUGGCUCGGAUAUUGCCAAUGCCAUUCCCAAGGAACGCAUCAUGGCGGCGAAUCCCGCCGCUCCAGGAGGGAGAGCCCGCAUGGACUGGGCAUUGUGUCAAUGGAUGGCGGAAGAAAAGGGUGUCUUGUGCAUCCCUGCCAGUCCCUUUUUCUCUACCGAAUCCGCAGAAGCCGGUGCUGCCGAUGGUUUUAUCCGAAUAGCCUUUUGCAAGACUGAUGAGACCAUCAACAAUGCUGCCGAAGCCUUUCGUGCCAUGAAAGAUGCCAUUCUUCUGGAACAGCAAGAGCAAGGACACUGUCAGAGCCAGAAUACCACUGUUGCAGCAACAAUGGGACAAUAA
Molecule: messenger RNA, 1557 nt
Organism: Seminavis robusta
Lineage: Eukaryota; Bacillariophyta; Bacillariophyceae; Naviculales; Naviculaceae
Source: the annotation of a GenBank genome assembly